AUGGGAGCCGUUGACCCGACAUAUCCGCUAUUUCCCAUAGCCAGCAUCCUUGCUGCUGUGCUACUUCUUUUGGUUCUCCUAGCCAGUUUCUUGCGCCAUACAUGGAACACCGGUGUCGCUUUCUUAUGUUUCUGGCUUUUCGUGGGGAAUGUGUUUAGCGCCGCGAAUGCCAUCAUCUGGUCUGAUAACGCCGACGUCAAGCUCUACGCGUACUGCGACAUUGGUGGGUCUCUUACCGCUCAGUUGAAGGUAGCUGUACUCAGCACUCUUCUCCUUGAGCUAGUAUCGCACGUGGACGUCAUCAUCUCCGUCGUUAAACCUAUGGCGACGCUCCUCAUUACACGACAACUGCACCUGAUUGCUGGCCUCAGAUCAUUAGAACGACUCAGCAAAGGAGCCAAACGAAGAGCUUUGGCUGUCGAAUGGGGGCUGGGAUUCGUCUUCCCGCUAGUGGUGGCUGGUCCAAUAUACUAUGUCCACCAGGGCUUCCGAUUUGAAGUGGACGAAGGCUUUGGGUGCACGAGCGCCAUACAGAUAUCGGUGUUGGAGAUUUUGACCAUCGGGAUAUGGAGCAUACUUCCACCUCUCAUAUCCGUCAUUUUCUAUUAUCCGAAAGUUCUGCGUACAUUCUAUUGCCAGAUAAGAGACAUCGACCAUUCUCUCAGCGGCACCGGCUCGUUGUCUCGGGCGAACUACCUUCGCAUCGUAGUUCUUGCCAGCAUAGAUCUGCUUCUCACUUUGCCUGUCGGCAUAGCGAACAUCAUUUUGGGGAUCAUCUCCUGGCGACGUAACUUCUCCCUUCCUUUCUACUGGGGCUGGACCUACCUUCAUGCUGGCUGGGAGCCGUUGAGCGUCUCAUACGCAGACUUUCAAGCAAGCGGGACCGCCAAUUUCGCGCUGUACUACUUCAACAGCUGGACGUCGCCCUUCCUCGCCUACGUGAUCUUCUGCCUCUUCGGUUUAUCCUCGGAGGCUCGCGCUUCUUACAAGCAUGUCUUCGACACCCUCUGGGUAGUUGUGCGGGCCGGAGAACAAGACGGCAUACGCCACAUGGUCAGGUUUCGUUGGGAGAGAUCGAGUUUACUAGCCGGAGGACGAAGGAAGGCUCACUGGAUGCUAUUGAUGCGGAAUCACGACUCAGUACUCCAAGCUUUUCUGGGAGCUAUGCGAUCACCCGCGACGCAGAAGUGGGAGGGAAAGUCCGGUACUAGUCACGGCAAGUUCAUAUUGUGUACAUUACGAGCGGUGUGA
Peniophora sp. CBMAI 1063 is the source of this 1251-nucleotide messenger RNA. The record is from the annotation of a GenBank genome assembly. NCBI's taxonomy places the organism in Eukaryota, Fungi, Basidiomycota, Agaricomycetes, Russulales, Peniophoraceae.